Molecule: messenger RNA, 2217 nt
Organism: Lodderomyces orthopsilosis Co 90-125
Lineage: Eukaryota; Fungi; Ascomycota; Pichiomycetes; Serinales; Debaryomycetaceae
Exons: 1
Coding region: 1-2217 (738 amino acids)
Source: RefSeq, a predicted model, not a curated record
AUGCAAAAGACACCUUCAAUUACCUCAAAGAUGCUACGAAACAAACGAAAGUUUAGAAAACCACUUAUUCUUGUAUUCGCUAUCAAUAUAAUAUACAUAUUAACCUACUGUCUAUCACGAUCAGCCAACAAGAAUGUCGAUACUCAACAGAUACAUAUAUCCAUAGAUGGUUCAGACCUGCUACCGCAACUAGCUAAUACUGAUAUAGACUAUGCCAGGAAGUUAGAAUAUCUUCUAACGAACAUGGAACCACCCAAACAUACAACUACUCUCGUGAAAUCACCAAAGGAGUUGAGCAACAUUGUCAGCUCCAAUCUCUUAUAUCAAGAUGAUAGAUUCACUUUUGGCUCAUUAUUUGAUCACAUUCUAGCACAAGAUGAAAUUCCUAAAUCCAUACCAUUUCAGUGGUCAGAUUGGGUCGAUUUGUCGUACUUGAAUCAUCAGUUGAAUAAGCCAUUCGACCAAAGACUAAAAUGUUUAGAUGUCAUCCAUGAAAUGAAUUUUGUUCCCUCUGGAGCUAGAUCGAGAGCAAAAUCAAACCCAAAGAGCGUCGGGUGUAUAGACACCAAGGACCUCACUGAUGAAGAGGUCAGAGAUUUGGGCUUCCAAGACAAAUCGGAAUUACCGGGAUUUAUUCAGUUUCAACACACAGCAGUCACAACCACUGAGUAUGUGAGGAAUUUACAAGGUAAAACGUACUUGUUAACUCAUCAACCGUUACCUUACAAAGUAAUCUUUUUGAACGAUUUUGGUGAUGAUUUACUGUUCGAUGUAUACAAGGGUCGUCCUGACACAACAAGAACCAAGUUCAAUCUUGUGAAACAAUUUGAACAGAUUGCACCAAACAAAACUUAUGAGUAUAACCCACAACCAAUUAUCGAGUUACAAGAAUCACAUUUCACCUACAACCGCCUAAUUCUUGCUCAAAAAUGGAACCAACUUCGCUCAGCUCAAGAGCCACUUGAUCAAUUACAACAAUCGUUUUUGAACUCAAUAGUAACUACAAUUGAAACAAAGCCCUCGAAGAAUCCCGAAACGCGCUAUUUCAAAGAAGCUACAUUGCACAUGAACUUUGAUAAUUCAGAUUCUGGAUGGCAUUAUGAUUGGCGUUUUUUUAAUGGAAGAUUGGGUGAUAAUGUUGAUCGUACAUCAAUCAUUAUGGAAAGGUUACUGCGCAAUUGGUUCAAAUUCAGUGAAAAACAUGGUAUUAUUAGUUGGAUUGCUCAUGGUCCAUUAUUAAGUUGGUAUUGGAAUGGAGGUACUUUUCCUUUUGAUAAUGAUUUGGAUAUACAAAUGCCAAUUCAACAUUUGCUCAAAUUGGGUGAACUUUAUAAUCAAACUUUGGUGGUUGAGGACCCACGUGAAGGGACUGGCAAAUUUCUUAUUGAAGUGGGGACAUUUGUGCAUAAUAGACAAAUAUCAAAACGUGGUAAUCAUAUAGAUGCAAGAUUUAUUGACAUUGAUACGGGUGUUUAUAUUGAUAUUACUGGCUUGAGCACAAGUGGAGCUGCACCGUCAUCAAACUAUUAUCAAAAUGUCAAUGACGAUGUGGAUGAAGGACCGGUGUUGGAAAAAGGUGCUGCCGUGUUUAACGAUAGACGAGUCCACUUUUAUAAUUUACAUCACCUAUCACCAUUAAAGCUAACCAUGUUAAAUGGUGUGCCUUGUUAUGUUCCCAACUCAAUAAUACAACGUUUAAAAUUCGAAUACCCUAAUCGUGCAUUGACCAAAGUUGAAUACAAAGAAUGGUACUUUAUCAACAAGUUACAAAGUUGGAUACAUGAACCGUCAUUAGUGAAAGCGCUUGAUCCAAAUGACUACAUGAAGUCAAAUGGACGAGUCAAUAAGACGAAAUUAAAAAAGCUUGUUCAAAAUUUGUCAGAUGAAGAAAUUUAUCAAAUCUUGACAGAAAAUCAUCAAGUAUUGAUUGAUUAUUACCAAUCACAAGCAUUGGCUCAAUACCAUCAACGAGAAAUACGUUACCUUUUCAAAGUCGAUGGCUCCAAACACAAAAAUGUGAAUGAUUUAACACAGGGAAAGAUUUUGGAUAAUCCAAAUUCACAUCAAGAGCAAGAGUAUAUUAAUCUUAUUGAGCAAGGUGUUCGUUUGAAGCCACCAGUUAGAGAAUCAUUGUUUGAGUACGAGAAGGUGAAUGGUCAUAGAGACAAGUACAAUCAACUAGCAUUUGAAAAGUUGGAUAAGAUAGAGAUUAGAUAG